GGGCGCGGUGCGGCGGCGGUGGCGGUGCCGCCAUGGCGGAGGCUGCGGUCCCGUGCCGGGUGCAGUACCUGGAAGACUCCGAUCCCUUCGGCUGCGGCAGUUUCCCGGAGCCCCGACGGGCGCCUGUUUACGCCGUGGAGGAAGCGUUGGCCCUGGGAGCGCAGCUGCCCGCGGUGCACCGGCUGCUGGGAGCGCCGCUGCCGCUGGAGGACUGCACGCUGCAGGUGUCCCCAUCCGGCCACUACCUGGACCUGGAGCUGUCCCUGCUGGAGCAGAAGGAUGACCUGGAGGCUUUCUACGAGGAGGUCAGGAAGGGCCGGCGGCCAACGCUGAUCCUGCGCACGCAGCUCUCCGUCCGUGUCCACGCCAUCAUUGAGAAGCUGUACAACUCGCAGGGCCCGGAGCUGCGGCGCUCCCUCUUCUCCCUCAAGCAGCUCUUCCAGGAGGACAAGGACCUGGUGCCAGAGUUUGUGAACCUGGAUGGGCUGACGUGCCUGAUCAACGUGGGGGCAGAGGCGGACCAGAACUACCAGAACUACAUCCUCCGUGCCUUGAGCCAGAUCAUGCUCUUCGUGGACGGGAUGCAGGGUGUCAUCAACCACAACGAGACCGUCCAGUGGCUGUACACGCUGUCAGGAAGCCCGUUUCGCCUGGUGGUGAAGAUGGCCCUGAAGCUGCUGCUGGUCUUCGUGGAGUACACGGAGCCCAAUGCCCUGCUCCUCAUCCGCGCCGUCAAUGCUGUGGAUCAGGCGAGAGGUGCAUGCCCAUGGUCCAACCUGAUGGCCAUCCUUGAGCAGCGCAAUGGGGCUGACACGGAGCUGCUGGUGUUCGCCAUGACGUUGAUCAACAAGACGCUGGCCGCCCUCCCAGACCAAGACUCCUUCUACGACGUGACGGACUGCCUGGAGCAGCAGGGCAUGGAGAGGGUCGUGCAGCAAUAUUUAAGCAGCAAAGGCACUGACCUCGACCUGAAGCAGCAAUUUGUCCUCUAUGAAAGCGCACUGCGGCUGGAGGAUGGCGUGGAGGAGCCGCCGGCAGGCGGGCGCAAGGAGCGCAGGAAGACAGACGAGGGGCGGCGUGGGUGGAGAGCACAGGGGAGCUGUGCUGAGCCCGACCCUCUGCAGAGCCCAGGGAGCCCCGCAUCCCCAAAUGAGACCCCCAGCACCCCGAAGGAGCCGCCUAUUGAGGACAGCCCUGAGCUGAGCAUCCCAGUGGAGCCUUGCCCCAAGAGCAUUCUCAGCAGUGCGUCCAGCCUGAGGCUCAGCCUGUCCAGCCCCCCAGCUGAGAAGGAGCCCCCCAGCGUCGGGGAGAGGAGUGUCUACAAGCUGCACCAACCUGCUGCUGUCUGGCGGGAGGAUGCCCCCUCCUUGCAUGGGGACAAACCUAUUCUGAAGAGGUUUGAAGCUCGCUUCUUGGAGAACCUGGCUGCUGCCCAGAAGGAGAAGAUGUCUGCCAUGGCAAAGGGACGGAUCGACAUCCUCAGCGAUGUUACACCACUGGAGCAUCCCGUCACUUGGGAUGGGGACGGCAGUAACCCUGAUGCUGGCACAGAACCACCCCGCAUGAGGUCCCACGCAGGCCGGCAGGACGUCUUUGACUCCUGUAGCACCAUCUCUGAUACCAAGUUCAUGCUGGACAUGCUCUAUGCCAAGGGCUCCUCGGAGCCAGGGAGGCAGAAGGUCUUCCCCGAGGAGCCAUCAUUGUCCUCGCGCCAAGGAGAGGUGGAGACGGACGCAGGGUCCAGCUGUGCCGAGGGACCUGGUGGUCAGGAACAAGAGAGUGCCCGGCCCCACGGCAGGGCUCCAGACGGGCUGGUGGCUAGUGCCCACGCCAAGCUGGCACGUGCUGCAUCCAGCAUCGAUGCUGAGAGCCACACGCAGAAGCUGGAGAACACCGUCAUGAUGCCUGUCAAGAACGACGUGGAGUUGUCGUGGGAGCGCCUGGAGGCUGGCCCCGUGCAACUGAAAAUCAAGGACCUGGACUUCACUGACCUGGGGGAGGAAGAGGACUUGGACGUCUUGGACUCGGGACCUAUUGCCAAUGGCUCCUUCCUUCCUGGCAGCAUCGAGGCAGCGAGUGCGGGAGUUCUCAUGGCUCCCCCUCCACUUCCUAUGGUUCCCGGUUGCCCACCACCUCCACCUCCUCCCCCAGUGGUCCCUGGUUGCCCACCACCUCCACCUCCACCACCUAUGGUCCCUGGCUGCCCGCCUCCCCCAGGGUUCUCAGGCCCCUCCACCAUGGAUGGCCCUUCCCAAGCCAAGAAGAAGAGGACAGUGAAGCUCUUCUGGAAGGAGCUGAAGCAGCUGGAUGGCACUGUGGGGUCAGGCAGGUUUGGGCAGGCGACACUGUGGGCAUCCCUGCAAAACGUUGAGGUCAACACUGCCAAACUGGAGCAUCUCUUUGAGUCCCGUGCAAAAGAGAUGCCAGCUUCCAAGAAAGUUACUGAUGGAAAGAAAGUGGUGGUGGUGCUGGAUCCCAAGAGGAGCAAUGCCAUCAACAUUGGCCUCACGGUGCUGCCACCUGUGCACAUCAUCAAGACAGCCGUGCUCAACUUUGAUGAGUUUGCAGUCAGUAAGGAAGGGAUUGAGAAAAUCCUGACCAUGGUCCCAACGGAGGAGGAGAAGCAGAAGAUCCAGGAGGCCCAGCUGGCUAACCCUGACGUGCCCUUGGGCUCUGCAGAGCAGUUCCUGCUCUCAUUGUCCUCCAUCAGCGACCUGACGGCCAGGCUCCAGCUCUGGGCCUUCAAGCUGGACUACGAGAGCCUGGAGCAGGAAAUUGCAGAGCCACUGUUUGAUCUGAAAGUGGGCAUGGAGCAGCUGGCCAGAAAUCACACCUUCAAGUGCAUCCUGGCCACGCUGUUGGCCAUGGGCAACUUCCUGAAUGGCUCCCAGAGCAGAGGCUUUGAGCUGGGCUAUCUGGAGAAGGUGUCGGAGGUGAAGGACACAGUGCACCGGCAGUCCCUGCUCCACCACCUCUGCCAGAUGGUGGUGGAGAAGUUCCCAGAAACCACGGACCUCUACUCAGAGAUCGCCUCCAUCACGCGAUCUGCCAAGGUUGACUUUGAUGAGUUGGCCAACAGCCUGGUGCAGCUGGAGCGGCGUUGCCGGGCCUCCUGGGACAACCUGAAGGUGAUUGCCAAGCACGAGGCCAAGCCAGUGCUGAAGAGCAAGCUGACGGACUUCCUCAAGGACAGCACCCAACGCAUCGUCGUCUUGAAGGUGGUGCACCGGCGCGUCCUUAACAGGUUCCACUCCUUCCUGCUCUACCUGGGGUACCCGGCAAGCGCUGCGCGGGACGUGAAGGUGAUGCCCAUCUGCAAGCUGCUGCGGGAGUUCGCCCUGGAGUACCGCACGUGCCGGGAGCGCGUCCUGCAGCAGCAGAAGAAGCGUGCGGCCCACCGUGAGCGCAACAAGACGCGUGGCCGGCUCAUCACAGAGACCGAGAAGUUCUCUGGCAUCACCGAGGCAUCACCACCCGCCGUGGUGUCAGCCAGCCCCACGCAGCAGGAGCAGGCAGAGGUGGGCCACGAGAGCAUGAAGAGCGUCCUGAGCUCGCCCACGGAUGUCCCUGCCCGCCGCAGUCGGGGUGGCCGCGGGACGGGGCUCACCACCCCAAGUCAGGGCUCCCCAGCCCAGGAGGACGUUCCCAGCUCACCCGACGACGCCUCAGAUGAGAUCAUGGACCGCCUGGUGAAGUCGGUGACGCACAGUGCCAACCCCCGGCCCUGCCCCAGCCGGGAGCGCAGGAGGUCCCGCGGCAACAGGAAGUCCUUGCGACGGACUCUGAAGAGUGGGCUGAGUGAUGAGCUGGUGCAGGCACUGGGCUUGGGAAGGGCACCGGGUAUGGAGGUGUGAAGUGACAACCUGCAUCCCAUGGGGAAGGACACGGGGAUGCUUGGCACGCUCCGCACCUUCGGUCUCACCUCUAGCUUCAGAGCACAAUGGGAGCGAUGCCCCAGAGCUGCUCUGUGGGGUCAGGAUGCAGGAUGGAGGAUGCAGGAUGGAGGAGCACAUGCUGCGGUGGGAGUUGGAGCAGUACUGGAGGGAGAGGGGCUGGACCCGGACCCCCGCUGGGACCUGGGUUUGGCUGCUGUGACAAUAAAGUGAUGUGAUGUGUGCUG
Gallus gallus (chicken) is the source of this 4120-nucleotide messenger RNA. RefSeq names its product formin homology 2 domain containing 1 (gene FHOD1). Gene Ontology annotation, molecular function: actin filament binding. Gene Ontology annotation, cellular component: cytoplasm; cytoskeleton. NCBI's taxonomy places the organism in Eukaryota, Metazoa, Chordata, Aves, Galliformes, Phasianidae. The record is from RefSeq and is a predicted model, not a curated record. The transcript is spliced from 24 exons. Gene Ontology annotation, biological process: cortical actin cytoskeleton organization; actin filament network formation. The coding region runs from base 33 to 3854 and encodes 1273 amino acids.